Dendroctonus ponderosae (mountain pine beetle) is the source of this 2004-nucleotide messenger RNA. RefSeq lists its product as uncharacterized. NCBI's taxonomy places the organism in Eukaryota, Metazoa, Arthropoda, Insecta, Coleoptera, Curculionidae. The transcript has 8 exons. Bases 729 to 1997 code for a protein of 422 amino acids. The record is from RefSeq and is a predicted model, not a curated record.
UAUUUCGAUACGAAGACAUUCCAUUAUUUCCUUUUCGACGUAACCCUGACUAAUUCGCCGUAAUUAUUUUUCUUUCUUGUAGAAUCUGAUACGUCGAAGCUGCCAACUAAAAUGGGACACGGCUUUGGACAUAAUGGAUCCAAUCGCGGACUUACGGAAAAAUUCCCUCUUGGAUGAUCGUUAAAGAAAUAAAUUAAUAAAGGGGCUUAUUUACUUACUAUAAAAGUGGAGCCUUCAGGAAACGCCACAUAUCGCUUAUGUCUUUUUAGCACAUGUUGAUCAGUGAAGUCGGCAACUGAAUCCGCAGGAAAGUAAUUUAAAAAAAGUGCCAAAACCACAAAUAUAUGUCGAUCCAUUUUACUCUAUGUGUCUAAGAACGGAUGAAAUAAACUGUACAUUUUGCCAAUGGAAAUGUUCAAACACAUAACGGUUAACUAACCAAUAUUUUACAAUCAAAUUAGAGUACAGAAGUAAAACAAACACAUAACUGAGCUCCAUAAGUUACAGCACUAACUAUUCAUAUUUUCUAGCAUUUUAUGAAUAUUUAUUUUCAAUUAUUUAAUUCAAAAAAAUUAAUAUAGUGCAAUUAAAAGGCUAAAAAAUACUCUCCUACUUUCAUCAAUUAGGAUCAUUUAAUGCAGUCUAGUUUUCUUUAGCCCACUUUCACGAAUCGAUUGGAGGCAUUUCACUGAUCAGAACCAUUGAAACCUAAUCUACUGAAUAGCUAAAUGGGUAUUACAAAAAUAGUUCGUUUAUUUGUUAUGUGCACACUUCUGUUACAAGUGGAGAGUAAGGGAGCAAAGCUACAUCGAAAAAAGCGGUAUGUAGCUUUUCCUGAAGGAGCUUCAUUUUCAGCAGUAUACUGUUUAACAUUUCAAAUGGGUAUCACAGAUGGGGCCAGAAUUUUCACAGAAGGAAUCAAUUGGGGAUUGGUGUACGACUUACCCAAUGAUACAAAGCCAUUCAUUGAUGGUUAUGGUCCAGCACUAAAAAGGAGAAAUCGUAGGGAACUGUAUACUAAAGUGGAAGACAUUCUUAAUUCAAUGGGUUAYAAUGGCCGAACUUGCAUUUUGCGUGCUUUAUGUGAAGCCAGUAAACACUUAAAGUYCCGAGAAGACAGUCUUCUACAUCACAUCCUGGGAUUAAUCUUUCGAUAUCCUAAAGAGCCAGUUGCAUCAAAUGAGCCAGAUGAUCAUAGACUUUACCAUUGGGCAGCCCAUAUGGCCAGUUCUCCGGAUAAUGAUGAUGAUGUUGAUUGCGCCAAGGAGUGUUCUGAUAUAUUCUACUGCCCAUUUUCUCUUAUAGAUCUAGCUCUAGGUCACUAUUCCAGAUUUGAUGAGCCCACUGAUAAUUCCAUUGAUCCUAGAAUUAUGAAAAUCAUUUAUUGGUUUAUUCUUAGCUGUUGCGUGAUUGUUGUGAAAACUACUCAAAAUGACUACAAGGAAAGAAAAUUAACUAGAGUGAGGAGAUAUCUAGCGUUUCCAGAAGGAGCUGUCUUUUCGGCCGUAUUUUGCUUAACCAACCUCAUGGGGAUCACCCCAGGUUCGGAUAUCUUUUCCAUGAAUAUAAAUUGGGGAUUACUUUACGAACUCCCCAAUGAAACCAAACCGUUAUUGGACGUUUAUAAACCAGCUAUGAAGAGAAGAAAUCGAAGAGAUCUGUACAGCAGAAUUGAAAAAGUUUUAAAUUCGAUGGGAUAUGAUGGUCGAUCCUGCAUUCUUCAUAGUUUGUGUGAAGCAGAGGAACGCUUUCUUAAAAAAGAAGAUAAUUUGGUAUAUAAUAUACUGAAGCUACUUUUCAGGUUUCCACAAGAACCACUACUUAAGCAUGAACCAGACAUUCAUCAUGCUUAUCACUACGCAUCGCAGAUUGGGAGGUCGCAACCGGACGAUGUGAAAAACGGAGUGAAUCAGUGUUCAGAGAUAUUUAGAUGUCCAUUUUCCUUAAUAGAUUUAGCGUUAGGUUAUUAUUCCAAUACUGAUAAUAUUAUAUCUUAACCAGAUA